AUGUCGUCUAUGAAGAACAUUUUCGUCGUGACAGUUAUCUUGGCCACUGUUUGGGCCGUGUCGUGCCACGGGCCGCCACAGGAUCGAGACAAGGAAGACAUCGCCAUGGGGCGGAAGAUGGGCGGCAAAUGGUGUGGCAUGGCCAAGUCGUGCAACCACGACCGCGUGCCGGUGUGCGGGGCGUCCCACGCCGGCGACGUCGUGGGGUUCCGGGACCUCUGCGACAUGUUCGACUUCAACUGCAUCCGGAGACGCAAUUACAAGCAGACGAACUGCCCCAUCGACAAGUCUAUGCUCACCGUGUCUCGGCGACCCACCAGCAGUUACUAUGACGAUUAAUUACCUACCUACUUCAAUUACACUUUUAUAGCAGACAUAUUAUAGAUUAUAGGUAGUUAUAGGUUCAUAAAUUUAAUACAAUAUUGUAGGUUUAUCUUAUCUUACCUAGAAUACCUAUUUAAUGUAGGUGCCUAAUCCGGGCCUGUAUACGUAAUAUAUUCAGUUUAGAUUUAAAACUUUUAUUACUAGACUUAAUGCAAUAAACCUACUUACUUAUUAAUAAAAUAUACUUACAUAGAACUGAA
Plutella xylostella (diamondback moth) is the source of this 584-nucleotide messenger RNA. RefSeq lists its product as uncharacterized. The record is from RefSeq and is a predicted model, not a curated record. Lineage: Eukaryota; Metazoa; Arthropoda; Insecta; Lepidoptera; Plutellidae.